CGCUCGCUCUAAGCACAACACAUCGCCAUUUUCAGCGAACGGGCGCUUCUCCGCGGAGUAACUGGGUCAGAAGACCGACGGGAAAAUACUCGAAGCGAUCGUCACUAAAGCCUCCGAUCCGUGUCCGUGGAUCCGCCCGCCGCCAUCUCGUCGACCGAGAGCCAAUGAUCACGUUCGGUUGGGCCGCUCGGAUGAAGUAUUGGAGCGCGGGCCCAGGCUGAGGCGACACCGAUCACCAGCGAACCGACACCAGCAGCGCCACGACACAGGAUGAAGAGAGGCCAGAAGGCAGGUGAUGAUGCGGAGGAGGGCGGCGGCUCGGUGUCAGGCCCGGGCCCCGGGGCCCCUGAGCUGUGUAAGCGGCUCCGGAGGGCCGACUCCGAGGACGGGGCGGUGGACUGGAGGCAGCUGCCCGAGGAGAUCCUGCUGCAGAUCUUCCAGUACCUGCCUCUGCUGGACCGGGCCUUCGCCUCGCAGGUGUGCCGCAGCUGGAACCAGGCCUUCCACAUGCCGGAGCUCUGGAGGUGCUUCGAGUUCGAGCUGAACCAGCCCGCCAGCUCCUACCUGAAGGCCACGCACCCGGACCUCAUCAAGCAGAUCAUCCAGCGCCACUCCAACCACCUGCAGUACGUCAGCUUCAAGGUGGACAGCAGCACUGAAUCUGCAGAGGCGGCGUGUGACAUCCUCUCUCAGCUGGUCAACUGCUCUCUGAAGACCCUCGGGCUCAUCUCCACCGCUAGACCCUCCUUCAUGGAGCUGCCCAAAUCUCACUUCAUCUCUGCUCUGACGGUGGUGUUCGUGAACUCUAAGUCUCUGUCGUCACUGAAGAUCGAUGACACGCCGGUGGACGACCCCUCGCUCAAAGUGCUGGUGGCUAAUAACAGCGACACGCUGAAGCUGCUGAAGAUGAGCAGCUGCCCCCACGUGUCUCCUGCAGGCAUCCUGUGCGUGGCGGAUCAGUGUCACGGUCUGCGCGAGCUAGCGCUCAACUAUCACCUGCUGAGUGACGAGCUGCUGCUAGCGCUGUCGUCCGAGCGUCACGUUCACCUGGAGCACCUGCGCAUCGACGUGGUCAGCGAGAACCCGGGCCAGCAGUUCCACUCCAUCAAGAAGAGCAGCUGGGACGCCAUGGUGCGCCACUCGCCCAAGUUCAACCUGGUCAUGUACUUCUUCCUGUACGAGGACGAGUUCGGGCCCUUCUUCCGCGACGAGGUGCCGGUCACGCACCUGUACUUCGGCCGCUCGGUGAGCAAGGAGGUGCUGGGCCGCGUGGGGCUGACCUGUCCUCGUCUGGUGGAGCUGGUGGUGUGCGCCAACGGCCUGAGGCCCCUGGACGAGGAGCUGAUCCGGAUCGCCGAGCGCUGCGGCCAGCUGUCGGCCAUCGGCCUGGGCGAGUGCGAGGUGUCCUGCAGCGCCUUCGUGGAGUUCGUCAAGAUGUGCGGCGGCCGGCUCACGCAGCUGUCCAUCAUGGAGGAGGUGCUGGUCCCCGACAGCAAGUACGGGCCGGACGACAUCCACUGGGAGGUGUCCAAACACCUGGGCCGCGUCUGGUUCCCCGACAUGAUGCCCACCUGGUAGAAGCGCGCCGGCAUGCGUUCAGACGCUCUCCAGCCGCUGCGCCGGACACGCGUUCAUCACGACGCUAGCGCUCUCAGCGGAUACACACGCUUACCAGUCUGCUCUUUGAGUGUGUCGGUAGGAAACAUUCAUUCAGAAGCUAAGUGUAAUAAUCUGUGUCUGAUCAUCGCUUCAAGAACGACGUCUCUUUAUCAAUGAACUAAAGAAAAUCAACAUCUGGUGUGAUCCUCUUUUGUGUUUAAAGCAGCUUUAGUCUUCAGGAAGCGUCUCGGACUUCUUCAUGUCAUUCCAGACUGACUGAAGACCAUCAGAUCUCAGCGUGGAUGAUAAAUACUGAGAUGUGUUUCCUCCUGACACACUGCAGCAGAAGAUAGAGAGGAGUGUCUUUCAAGCAGCUCCUCUGCUGAGAACACUAGUGUUCUGAUGGUUCUGUGCAGCUCUCUGUAAAUGUACGUGUGUUUUGAUUCUCAGCAGCUCGUUUCGUUCUUGCUUCGCGUCUAAUAAAGACGACGCCAGGAUUUCAAGCACUUUUUACCAAAUGAAGUUUCAGCUCGAGGCGAAUCGGAUCACGUUUAGAUUCUUUUAUAUUUGCUCUUGUUGUUCAUUCCAGACGGAUGAGAAGCGCUCGGCUGCACGAUAACUCACUCUUUCACUCAAAGAUAAUCACACUUAUUCUUACUUUACUAUUUAGUGUUUUUUGUUUGUUUCAUCAGAAUUAAUAUAUUAUUUAUAGUGUAUUGUCAGAGUUAUUAUAAUAAUGUAAUUGUUGUGUUAUUAUUAUUAUAGAGCGCUCACAGAUCAGGAGCUUUUCAGAUUCAGGGUAUUUUAAUAGAAAUCACUAAAUUUCACGAACGCUUGUGAAAACCAGUGCUCGGCCGAUAUAAAGCCUUUGUUGUUUUUUUUAAUUUAUUCUAAUUAUAUUUAAGAAAUUCGAAAUGGUUAAAUGUAAAAUAAAUAGUACAGUCAAGUGAUUAAUCACCGUUUCUCAUCCAAAAUUAGUUUGUGUAUUUAUACAAGCAUAAUAAAAUAAACAUAUAUUAUCUAAACCAACUUGUUUCGGAUCAGAUUAAUCGUUUGACAGCAUUUUAAAAAAAAAACCCAGCAUACUUUAGAUGAUCCAGUUUUGGGUUUGACAGAACUGUUAAACGACGACAGAAUAAAAGUCUCGUACAUAUCUCCCGACGCAGAUAACUGAAAAAAGCCAAACAUCGGCCGAUAUAUCGGUUGACCUUCACGAGAGUAAGGAAGCGUUUCAGGAGAACUGACCCGAUGUGGCAGGACUGGAUGGAGAGAAGCUGAUUUAAAGGUGGUUUAUCGUGCAGCCCUGUUUCUGAGGAUUUCUCUCACAGAUGAGCUCGGUCAGUCAUCGACAUCUUUGCCGUUUGGCCACUGUCUGCCCGGCGGCGACGUCUUUGUGCGUCACUUGUUUGGCUUUCCGUCGUGCUGGAGUCGCUGGAGAGUGUUUCUGACGGACGUUAACGUCAGCGCCGCUCCUCCUCUUCAGUAGUUAUCAAGCAAUAUAUACAGACACGGAUCCCGUUCAGAUCAUUUCCCUGCACUUUAUAUAGAAAUGUAUUUUAGAAUUGUACAUACGAGAUUAUCGGUUGUGUCAAUAUUUCUCCUGACGGUUAAUAUUAUUUUCAUUGCAGUAAAGGAAUAGUGAGAUAAGCUUGUCAUGAAGCGUUUUUGUUAUUUCAGGCGUUCGGUCGCUCCGCUCCGUUCCAUGAUCGUUUCGUUUGUAUUUGACUGCAAAGAAGUUUCUCCGUAAAGACAAAACCCGAUGUGGUGUAAAUGUUUUUGUUGUUGUUUUGGAAUAAACUUUUGUGAAUGUAA
Molecule: messenger RNA, 3411 nt
Organism: Puntigrus tetrazona (Sumatra barb)
Lineage: Eukaryota; Metazoa; Chordata; Actinopteri; Cypriniformes; Cyprinidae
Gene: fbxl3b
Product: F-box and leucine-rich repeat protein 3b
Exons: 5
Coding region: 271-1578 (435 amino acids)
Biological process (GO): SCF-dependent proteasomal ubiquitin-dependent protein catabolic process; regulation of cell cycle; G2/M transition of mitotic cell cycle
Cellular component (GO): cytosol; SCF ubiquitin ligase complex; nucleus
Molecular function (GO): protein binding
Source: RefSeq, a predicted model, not a curated record